Closterium sp. NIES-67 is the source of this 3644-nucleotide messenger RNA. Lineage: Eukaryota; Viridiplantae; Streptophyta; Zygnematophyceae; Desmidiales; Closteriaceae. The record is from the annotation of a GenBank genome assembly.
CCCACGCUAACUAUGCUGUGAGGGCUAGUGUCGUGCUUGCGAAUUGCCUGGUCAGCGCGGCCACCCAAAGGAACGACGCGACAUUGAAAGUGCAAGUCAUCCGGCGCUAAAGAUUUAGUUUCGCGAGUUGACUUUCUAGUAAUAGCUCGAGCAGCCAGGUCUGGCUCGCUAAUUCCGUGCAGCACCGCUGGUCUAGCAGCGGUCGCGUUUCCAGUCCCUUGAACCAUAUCUUAGUGAUCGUCCCGUGUGGCAGCGCAGGUGAUGGGUCCCAGUAUCGCCAGCCCCAUUACGCUCCCCUCUCCUUCGCUAGCGCAGUCCGCCUGUAGGGCUCCGCGCCCCGCGGGAACGGGCCAUAGCGACGUCUUUAGUCCUCUCGACGCCGCGUCGCUAGGCCCGUCCGUAUCGCAGUCAGAAUCCAUGGACAUGCGGGGAACACACGCUAGUGCUGACGUGGACAACGAGAGCAACGACCGGUGGCAGCAGUGGCAGGAGGAGCGACAGCGGGAGACGUCCAGCGCGCUCGAGCCGACGCCUAAGAGGUUACGCGGCUCGUACCGCUGCCGUCGCUGCGGUCAGCCUAAGAAGGGUCACGUGUGCCCGCUGACGUCACCGUCUCCCGCACCGCCGUACGCGCGUCGCCCGUGUCAGUCCAACCCGCACCAUGCGAACACUAACUCCCAUCCACCUCACCCCUCGUCGUCCGUCGGUUGUGGUGAUCCCGCGUGCGGCGGUGCGUGCGGCAACUCCCGCGACUGCGGUUUCGAUUCCCCCAGCGGGAUCACCCGCGCGGAAAUGCGCAAGCCCGCGUCGUGCAGCAUGGGCAACAUGCAGCCGCUGCGCCUCCCCGAUGCCUCCGCCGGGCCCGCCGACUCCGCCACCGCCUACACCGCGGAUGGCGGACGCUCCACCGCGUGCCACGGCGGGCCCAACGCGCAUAUCAGUCUCACCGCGCCCGCUCUCACCGCGUCGUGCCGCACCCUCCCCAGCCGCAGCGGCAUGUCGGACUCUAACUUCUCCUUCCCCCCCGCGCACACUCACGCCCACGGGCACGGCGCCAUCACGUCGAGAAUGGCGCCACAUUGCUCCUCCCCGCACAGCCUUCCGCCGCUCUCGCAUCCCGCCACCACCCAAUCCGGCCUCCGCCCUGCGCCCUCUGGGGUGAGCGGGUCGGCAGCGGCGGCGUCGGUGCGGCCAGCAGUGCAGAGGAGUCCGCAGGACAUGUGCAUGCUCAACAUCCUCGCUAAGCUCCCCCCGCGCGACCUGUUGAGUGCGAGCAGCUGCUGUCGGCGGUGGCGGCGGCUGGCGGGGGAGAUCUGGGGGCACGUAGAGGCGGCGGCGCUGUCGCUGGACGCCACACCGUCGCUCGCCACGGACGCGCUGGUCUACGUGCCCUUCAUGCUGCGGCGCUGCCCGCGCCUCGUGCACCUCUCGCUGCAAGCCGCCAGAUGCGUGGACGAUCGCCUGCUGCAUCGCAUAGCCGCGGAGCAGCCCAAUCUGGAGUCGCUCGUCAUUCGCACGGCGCCCAGCGUCGCAUGCCACGUCACGGACAACGGCAUGGCUGCUCUGCUGCACGGCUGCCCGUCGCUGCGCGCCGUUGACGUCGACGGCUGCAUCGCGCUGCCGUCGCUCACCGUCGCCUCGCAAUCCCUCACCGCGCUCACAGUGUCGGCGUGCGCGCGCCUUUCGCGCCUCUCCCUCGCCUGCCCCGCGCUGCACCACCUCUCCCUCUCGCUCCUCCCCGCCCCCGCCCCGCCCUCCGCCGCUCCGCCCGCGCCCGCAUGCUCCCAGACGCACGCGCAUGGGGGGGCGCACAUGGGCGGAGACCCCGCGCACGCGGAGGCGGUGAUAAGCCACGUGGCGAGUCUUGCGUCGCCGCUCGACCGCCUGCACGUCGCGUCGCCGUACACCACCGAUGCGAUGGUGGCGGCGCUGGUGCGAACGCACGGGCAGUCGCUCUGCGCGCUCUCCCUCACGCACUCGCACGCCCUCACCGAUGAGGGCGUGGCGGCCAUCUGUCGCAGCUGCCCGCAUCUGCAGCACCUCGACCUCAGCGCCUCGCCCAACCUCUCCGACGCCGCCCUGCACGCCAUCAGUGCCUCGCUCUCCCACUCCCUCACGCACCUCCUGCUCGCCGCCUGCCCUGCCAUCACGCCACGUGGCGUGCAGGCAUUGGUGCAGCGGCUGCCGCAUCUGGAGCUCCUAGACGUGGGGCGCUCGCUGGUCGCCCGCCCGCCCUCGCCCUCCCCCACCCUCGCCAGCGCUGCUAGCACCACCAGCGCCAUGGGCGCAGGAGCCAUGGCGGAUGGGUGGAGGGGGAAUAAUGGGGGAGGGUUCGGGGGGAGCAUGGGCGGGGGUAUGGGCAGUGGGGACGCGCAGGGGCAGCAGUGGGGGGACAUGGGGAUGCAGGAGGAGAUGGGCUUAGGGAUGGGCAUGGGGGGCAGCAACGGGUACAUGGGCGGCAUGGAUGGUGCUGCCAUGGGGGCAUCGACCGCAGCAACAGCCACAGCAAGCGAAGCCGCAGCAGGAGGGGAGGGGCAGCAGGUGGAGCUGAGGAGCAGCAGCCUGAGGAAGCUCAGCCUGUGGGGAUGCUCGCUGCUGCAGACACUUGUCCUGGACUGCCCGCAGCUGGAGCACCUCAAUGUGAACCUCUGCACCGCACUGCACCCAUCUGCGUAUGGCUGCCACCUGAACUGCCCCUCUCUUCGGUUCAUCCUGGCCGUUGGAUGCCCCGUGGCCCCCCACGUCCUGCUGAGGGCCAGAUGCCUGGCUGAUGAGACGCCCUCCCCCACCACCUGCAUGGGUGGCGCCAUGGGGGGUGCCAUGGGGGAUGGCAUGGGUGAUGGCAUGGGGGGUGAUAUAGGUGAUGGCAUGGGUGAUGGUAUGGGGGGUGAUAUGGGUGAUGGUAUGGGUGAUGGCAUGGGGGGUGACAUGGGGGGUGACAUGGGGGUGAUAUGGGCGAUGGCAUGGGUGAUGGUAUGGGGGGCGACAUGGGUGAAGGCAUGGAUCCAUCCCUGAGCGCAUACAUGGGAGAUGGCAUGGUGCAUGCACAACCAAGUGCAUGGGAAGCCCCUCCCGACACACAAGCAGGGGAUGAUGGCAUGGGGAAUGCCAUGGGGAAUGGCAUGGUUGAUGGAAACGACAUGGGGAAUGGAAGCACGUACUGCCACACGGGAAAUGGCAUGGUGGGUGAGGGCGCACAGGCGCCAUCCCACAUGCACAUGCAGCAGGUGCCGGUGCAGGUGCAACCACACAUGCACUCGCACUCACAUGGGCACAUGCACAUGGGGGGGCAGAUGCAGCAGCAGGGGCAGGUGAUGGUGUGGGAGUGAGAGUGGGACUCGGACCCCUCUACUUGGCUGGUCUUCCCAGCUGCAGUGAACUGGCAUGGUGACACAUGUAGGAACGGUGGUGGGUGUAGCUGUGAGGAUGAUGGGUGUCAUGCUGGUGGCAUGAAAGUCGGCCUAGAGACUUUUCAAAGCUGGAUCGCAUAUAAAGACCAAAUGGCAUUGGCGCUAAGCUGCGUAGUGCAAGGAUGCUUACAUAGGACCUUAGUCAAUAGGUAGCUAUAGCUUUCAUGAAAGGUAGUUGCUUGCUGCCAUCUGCUAAUUUUUGUCAUUUACUUUCUUUUGCACCAUAUGUACACC